This is a messenger RNA of Periophthalmus magnuspinnatus, 2470 nucleotides long. RefSeq names its product charged multivesicular body protein 6b (gene chmp6b). Gene Ontology annotation, cellular component: ESCRT III complex; multivesicular body. The coding region runs from base 146 to 763 and encodes 205 amino acids. Gene Ontology annotation, biological process: late endosome to vacuole transport via multivesicular body sorting pathway; vesicle budding from membrane. Lineage: Eukaryota; Metazoa; Chordata; Actinopteri; Gobiiformes; Gobiidae. The transcript has 8 exons. The record is from RefSeq and is a predicted model, not a curated record.
UGUGGGUGUGGAGUUUUGCACUGAGCCAGAUGACUACACAAAUAAUGGACUAGGAUUUAGUUUUACUCUUUAAGUUUAUUAGUUUUAUCGCUUAGUAACCUCUUGUAUCUGUGUUGCCGAGCCGAGGCUGGGAUGCUGGGUCAGGAUGGGAAACUUAUUCGGGAAAAAGAAACGCACAAGAGUGACAGAACAAGACAAAGCUGUGUUGCAACUGAAGCAGCAAAGAGAUAAACUCAGGCUGUAUCAGAAGAGGAUCAACCUCCAACUGGAAAAAGAGAGGACUUUAGCCAAACAGCUACUAAAGGAUGGAAAGAAAAAUAAAGCCCUUUUGCUGCUGAAGAAGAAGCGAUACCAGGAGCAGCUCUUGGACAAAACGGAAAACCAGAUCAGUAAUUUGGAGCAAAUGGUUCAGGAUCUGGAGUUCGCUCAGAUUGAAAUGAAGGUUCUUGAAGGACUCAAAGUUGGAAAUGAAUGUCUAAAGAAAAUGCACGAGGUUAUGUCCAUUGAAGAAGUAGAGCGUAUUAUGGAUGAGACCCAAGACGGGAUUGAGUACCAAAGGCAAAUAGAUGAGAUGUUGGCCGGAUCUCUGACGCAGGAGGAUGAAGAUGACAUUUUAGCAGAACUGGAUGCCAUUACUCAGGAAGAUGUUGAGCUUCCUGAAGUGCCCUCAGAUGAACUCCCAGAAGUCCCAGCAGCCAAAGAAGAAAGACCAGAGCGGGAAAAAUCCAGGAAGAAGCCAGAACGUGAGCUGCUGGCUGCUUAGAGGCGGUACUAAAUCUUGUAUUUGGUUUUCUAAAAUUGAACUGUCAAAGUCGACUGCUCAAUGUGGAAUUUUUGAUUUCCAAUGGACUUUUAAUGGAAAAAAAAAUCUCAUUUGAAGAUCUGUGACUUCACUUAAUGUGCCUAUCUUCAUUUUAAUCACUGUAUAACAUCAAAUCCUGUCUCAUUUUCAUCGCCUUUUUUUUUGUUUUCUUAUUUUGAAUUUCACUAAUAAAUCUGAAAAUGUAAUUCAAUUCAUUAGUGAAAUUUUAAUAACUGAAUUGCAAAAAUAAAUCAGCUUUUACCAUUUUAACAGUUUGGAGAUUAUCGAAAAGUAUUUUUUUUGUCUUUACUGUACUAAAAUCUGCAGCUAAUCUGAUUUUUAUCCUAGCAUAAAGCAGGGCCAGUCUUAACCUUAAACCAGGACUAAACCAGGACUAAACCAGUUCCCAAACUUUUGCUAAACUUUUUCCUCUUCAAAUCUUGCCUAUAUCUAAACCACAUUAAUUUCUAUUUGUAAGUCCUUCCUAACUUCUAAUUGUCCUGAUUCAUGUUUUUGUCUCGAGAAGGAAUCACGUGUGCCAAUAAUCUUUUAUAAAUAUAUUUAUAUUGGACAGAGGAUUUUUCUUCUUUUUCUGUUUUGUCAUAAUUUCCAUAUAAAGCUGAUGUUGUUCCUUUAUUUUUAAGCUUCUAUAUUACACAAAAUGGACUCGUGUGAUCUUUAAACCGUGUUAUAAUGUUGUUACCUCCUCAAAAACAGACCUGGAGUUGUGUUUUGUUUCAUUCACCCAUGUUUGAGUCACACUUUUUAGUCUGUCUACAAACAUCAAAAUACUCUGUUCCACCUUAUGAUGUCAUGAAGUGGUAGUUUUCAAGUUAACAGCUCCUUUUACCUUUAGAAGGGGACUAAAAUCAUCCAAGUGAUUCUAGUGAAGCUGUAUGGAGUUUAAAAACACAGUGGAGCACUUCCUGCAUUACCACAUGACAUCACAAGGUGGAACAGAGUGUUUUUGAGUUUGAGCGAAGCCAAAAUAUGCAGGUUUGUGUGUUAAACGUGUGAAUGAAACAAAACAACUCCAGGUCUGUUUGCGAUGAGGAAACAUUAUAACAUAGAUCAGAAAAUUGUGUAACAUGGGCCCUUUAAUAGAUUCUUUUUUCAGAUCAAGGUUUAGUUUGUCUUCCUCAGAGUGGUCACAUGAUGCUGCGUAAUCGAAAUAUGGAAACGUGCCCAUGGAACUUUAAACCGAGAUGAGGGGCCUUUUUACUCUCUCACACCUGGGAUACUGUCGGACUGCAGAUGGCGCUGUUGUCCUGUCUCCACCGAAAGGAAGACGGUGCCAAAACCUGUUUAAAUCAGCUGACCAGACACGUCACUGUAACAUCACGUGACCACUCUGAGGCGCUAGUGAGCAGUCGAAACAGGUAUAAGGAACAAACUAAACCUUGGUCUGGAAAUGGAAUGUAUUAAAAUAAAUGAAUGAAAGACCAGAUGAACCUCAUUGGACUGAUGUUGUUCCUGGAGUUGAUAUAAAAAUGGAUACAUGUAAAAUCUUGGGACUUCCCUGCUAAGUGCUAUGCUGCUAAUUAAAGGCUUUUGCUAACUUUCAGACACAGGUUAUUACCUAAAACGUAUUAUGUUUACUCAUCAUUUUUGGCUAACAGCACUGUGUAUAUCCGCAUACAUCACUUUUCAAUAAAAUGGUUUCAUAAC